ACCAACAUCUACCUGGUCCUAAUUAAGUCAUCUUACAAACUCAUACCGCAUCACCUCAUCUCGCUGCUCUCGAUCUCUCUACAUUACUGAUUAUACAAGCACGAGCUUUCGAAUUAAUAAUCGUUUGAUUGUAUCGAUGGACAGAAUCGGCAAGAUGGUGUCCGAGAAGCCGCUGGUGAUCUUCGGCAGGACCACUUGCGCAAUGUGCCACAGCAUUAGGUCUCUCUUUGUUGACUUCGGAGUCAACCCUACUGUCUAUGAGCUAGAUGAAAUCCCAAGAGGCCGAGAGAUCGAGCAAGCCCUUUUGAGGAGUGGGUGUAACCCGACCGUGCCGGCUGUGUUCAUCGGUGGCGAGCUGGUUGGUGGAGCUAACGAGGUCAUGAAUCUUCAUCUCAGUAGAUCCUUAAAGCCAAUGCUCAAAAGGGCAGGAGCUUUAUGGGUUUGAUGUGUUACCAAGUACAUAAUACAAUAUAUAUAGUUUUCAUAUAUAUAUAUAUGUCCGGCACUAAUAUAAGAAUAAUGCAUUUUUGUUGCAAAAGGUCGAUCGA
This is a messenger RNA of Coffea arabica (coffee), 548 nucleotides long. Its product is annotated as monothiol glutaredoxin-S4-like. The record is from RefSeq and is a predicted model, not a curated record. Lineage: Eukaryota; Viridiplantae; Streptophyta; Magnoliopsida; Gentianales; Rubiaceae.